This is a messenger RNA of Thyridium curvatum, 2262 nucleotides long. RefSeq lists its product as uncharacterized. Gene Ontology annotation, biological process: regulation of transcription by RNA polymerase II; DNA-templated transcription. Gene Ontology annotation, molecular function: DNA-binding transcription factor activity, RNA polymerase II-specific; RNA polymerase II cis-regulatory region sequence-specific DNA binding; zinc ion binding. Bases 1 to 2262 code for a protein of 753 amino acids. The transcript has 5 exons. Lineage: Eukaryota; Fungi; Ascomycota; Sordariomycetes; Thyridiales; Thyridiaceae. The record is from RefSeq and is a predicted model, not a curated record. Gene Ontology annotation, cellular component: chromatin.
AUGGCAGAUACGAAGGAGAAGCCCUUCGUGUGUGUUUGCGGGGCUGCAUUCACACGCCGGGAUCUCCUGACGAGGCACCACCGCCUCUCAUCACACCAUGGCCAGGCCGAGGACCAACAGUCCACACCUGAUUCUGCCUUAACGGGCCUCCCGGACUCGGAGCCACUGCCCGGCCUGGGACAGACCCAUGUGUGGCCAGAACCACAAAAUGCUCCUGGCGAAGGGGCUGCUGUGACUAACGGCGAAGGGAUGCUGGACGCCGAGACACAGCCAUACGCCCAACAGCAGCUCAUUGUCCCACAGCCCAUGUUUGAGUACUGCAAUGAACUCAACGACAACUUUCAUCAAUUUUGGGAGUUUGCAGGGUUUCUCGACGGGAUUGGACUCCCAGCCGAAUGGAGCCCAUAUCUGCAAGGCCCAGACUUCACAGAGCAAGAGGCAAGCGAUACUGCUUCUGCAAAUGUCGGCUCCAAUGGCACUCGCCCUGGCACUCCAUUCAACUCAUGGCUACCUUCAGCCCCUGUUGGCGAUAAGCCUCCCGGGAACACGUAUGAUCAAGAUGGACCGCACGCGACCCGCGAAGCCACGCCUCCCUUGUUCAAAAUCACGGACGACCAGCGAUCGCGCCUCCAUCAGUCCUUAGAGAGCUAUCGGAGUCUACUUGAUCCCGACUUCCGCCUGCCUUCGCGUCAUGCGUUGACGCGCUACAUCACCAGCUACUUCGAGGGCUUCCACUCUCACAUGGUCUUCAUGCAUGUGCAAACGUGGCCCGUGUUCGACAGCCCGCUCGAGCUCGUCUUGUCUGUGGCUACCAUUGGGGCCCAGUAUUGUUUCGAGCACCGCAAUGCAGAACGCCUGUUCCAUGCAGGCAAGGCCAUACUGUUUGAGAGGUUACGGCAAGAAGCUGGCCGUUUUGGACCCAAGACGGCCAGUCAUCUAAGCCUCCAGGGCAGGUCACCCAGCCGGCGUGCCUACGAUGACACCGUGGAAAGUCGGGCUAUUUGCGGAACGUGGGAGCCGAUUGAUACCGUCCGUGCCCUUCUGAAUCUCAUGGCUUAUGCGACUUGGGAGAUGAAGCAAUAUCUUGUACAGGAAGCGUUUGCCUUACAAAGUCUGCUGAUCCAAGUCCUUCGCGAUAUCGGCUUGGAAGAGUCUAAAGAUUGCGAAGUCGACUUUGACUCCGAACAAACGCCCUUACACACUCGAUGGAUAGCUUGGGUCCAUCAAGAGUCUGUUAGGAGGGCGAAGCUCAUCGUCUUCUCGUUUACGCACACGCAUAGCAUUGCUUACAAUGUCUAUCCACCUCUGAGGAGUAAUGAGAUCCACCUCCGGCUACCGUGCCACACGAAAGAAUGGCGAGCGCCCACUGCACAGGCAUGGCAAGCUGCCCGUCGCGAAACGAAGAAACAGCAACUGUUGUUUCAGGAAGCACUAUCACGUCUCUUGCGCGAUGGAAACUGCUCACUAGAUCCUGUGCCUUCACCCAUGGGUAAUUACAUACUGCUUCACGGUCUUCUACAGCGAAUAUACAUCGUGCGGGACUUGUCACUGCCUAUCAUGGAUCAGUGCGCCUCUCUGCCACCGGAGGAGUUGCAGAAGCUUGACCGAGGCCUCCGGUCCUGGACGACGAGUUGGCAACAAGCCCCCGAAUCAAGUCUUGACCCAAACAACGACAAUGGCCCCAUUCCCUUCACUUCCAGCUCGCUUCUUGGACUGGCGUAUGUCCGCAUAUACCUCAAUAUCGGACCACAUCGCCAACUCGAGUCCAGGGAUCCGGACACGAUAUCCAAGGCACUGAUCCGCUGCCCCGAUGUGGAACGAAGUGAUGGUGUAAUCUCGGCCCUUCUGUACGCGGCACAUGCGCUGAGUAUACCGGUGAGACUCGGCGUAGACCGCGUGGCACGUAGUCAGGCGUUCUUCUGGAGCGUACGUCACUCACUCUCUGGCCUUGAAUGUGCCGUGCUUCUGAGUAAGUGGUUGGCAUCUCUGCAUCGUUCUAUGGAUACCGUCGCUCUUAAUGCAGGUGAAGACCGCAUGCUUCAUUGGGUCCGCUGCAUUGUCGAAGAGGCACUCUCGGUUAUGGACUUUGAGGACGAAGAGACCGAGCAGAGCUUGGACCCCAAAGGCCUUAGUCUUGCUGUGCUCAAGAUCUGGCCGCACUUCUUCAAAAGCAACACACAGUGGCGAUUUAUCAACGUCAUGGGAGCAAGCUUGGAGCAAUACCGUGAUCUUCUAAUCCAGGAAUAUGAACGACAGGUAUAG